Molecule: messenger RNA, 1065 nt
Organism: Corticium candelabrum
Lineage: Eukaryota; Metazoa; Porifera; Homoscleromorpha; Homosclerophorida; Plakinidae
Exons: 5
Coding region: 1-1065 (354 amino acids)
Source: RefSeq, a predicted model, not a curated record
AUGUACAGUCAUAUUAACAGCUCGUACACGUGGAAAAGAGAUGGUUCUGUGAUUGUUGUUGGUAUGGGAUUUUCAUUGCUCAUUGAUGGUGUGCUGCACAUACAAAACGUGACUGAACAAGACAGCGGGCAAUAUGAAUGCACUAUUACCGCAACAUUUUCAUCACUUGGCGUUCAAACCAGAAAAGUGCCAUGGAGUGUUACAGUAUACAGUUUACCGCGUGUUACUCUAUCUCUAUCUCAACUAAACGACACACGCACUGAACAAGUCUGCAACACAACCAACCUUGUUGUUCCCUGCAUCCUAAAUCAUCUCCCAACUACAGUAAAGUGUCAAGCAAAAGGAUCUUUUCCUAUGUUGAUUCAACUAUUUCGCAACGCCCAGUUGCUGUUAAAGCAAAACGUGACGAAUGCCAAUCAUGCUGUGCAGCACACAAUUUCAUCUCCUCGUUCAGGAAUCUAUCAAUGUAUCGCUAGAAAUGAGUAUGGCAGUAAACAAUCAUCACUCUACGCAACAGUAUCAGUUGUUGUUCUAACUGCUUCUGCUACAAGGCGCUCAUCAACAACCGCAGCUACAUCUCCAUCGAUGCCACAGUCUACUGACUACGUGACUACAUCACAGUCAACUCCUCGAGCAUCAAGUACGUCAACUAGUUUCUCAUAUUCGUCUCAACUUACGAAUGCAACAUCUCAUAAUGUGCAAUCUACUUCUGGAACGAAGACUCCUAGAGUUACUAGUGCUCCAGUUACCAUCACACAAGCUAAUGCGUCAUCCAUGUCUCUAUCCAGUAGUUCUUCGACUCUCAACCUUUCUACCACUUGGACACUACGCAUCAGCUCGUCUUCUCAACGAUCAGAUCUUAUACCAACGACAUCAACCGUUUUGGCAACGUCUCAAACCGCAUCACCUCCAUUCCAUCAUACAAACACUCUUUCCUCAUCAGAUGCAGCAAAGCCGCCUGUUGGAAAAGUGACGAGUGCAGCAACUAGUGGAGACGCAAGUAAAAGUAAGAAUAGGCCAAAAGCAACAAAAGCAACGACACCAACGGGUCUUUGCUAUCUCUAG